Astyanax mexicanus (Mexican tetra) is the source of this 2918-nucleotide messenger RNA. It is a transcript of the gene pdgfrl, whose product is annotated as platelet-derived growth factor receptor-like. NCBI's taxonomy places the organism in Eukaryota, Metazoa, Chordata, Actinopteri, Characiformes, Acestrorhamphidae. The record is from RefSeq and is a predicted model, not a curated record. The transcript has 6 exons. Bases 141 to 1256 code for a protein of 371 amino acids.
GAACACCACUAAUGCACCCCCUCUUCUGGUGGACUGUGGAAGAUGAAGCUCACAGUGUGAACAGAGAGUGAGAGAACUUGCAGAGUGGAAGUUCUGCAGUCCUGCAGUCUGGGCCUUCUGUGCAACCAGUUUCCUGCACCAUGAAGCUGUGGGUCCAGCUCACCCUGAUCCUGGUCCUGCUGGAGCUCCAGAAUGGUUUCAGUCAACAUGUCAAGCGUCAGAAAGAGAUCCCGGAGAAUCGACUCAGGCCAGGGAGGAAGAAGGUGAAGGUGCGCUACCCAAAGCUGAAGGAGAAGGAGUCGGGAGGAAAAGCUCAGUUCAUUCUAACCCAGGUUCUGGAAAAGGGCCGGUUCCAGCGCCUCGGUGACACUCUGACCUUAAACCCCGGGAAAACACUGGAACUGAGAUGUAAAGGAACCAAGAUUGGAUGGGCGUACCCCUCUUACCUGGAUACAUUUAACGACUCUCGCCUCAGCAUUAAGCAACAUGACAAGUUUGGUCAGUUGAUCUUGACGUCGCCCUCUGCUGCCGACACGGGGGAGUACAGCUGCUGGGUGAUCCUCUGCGAUGGUGAAGAGUGCGAGAAGGACCCUGAUCGCACCUCCAUCACUUACAUUUACUUUACAGACAAAGAUGAGCUGUUUGUUCCGUCGGCCAUCCACUUCGAGAUCGUGUACCUGCGGCCCGACAAGCCUGCCACCGUUCCGUGCCGGGUGACCACGCCCAAGGCCACAGUCUCGCUGCACAGAGAGGUUCCUCCAGAAGAAAUCCCUGCUGAUGGAAGUCUGAUCUCCUACCACCCCACUAAAGGCUUCAUCCUGCAGGAACCCAGUCCUGAACAUGGAGGAACGUUCUACUGCAAAGCCAACAGCACCACCAAAACCACGCCCCAGAUCUCCAACAAGUACCAGCUGCUCUACGUGGAAGUACCCAGUGGUCCUCCAUUUGCAACUAUUCAGGCCUCCUCUAGUGAAGUGAGCGGAGGAGAGGUCUUCAACAUCACCUGUACAGCUCUGGGGGAGCCUGAGGUUGAGGUUAACUUUAACUGGAGAUUUCCGGGUCAGGACCAGAGGCCGGUCAGUAUUCAGAGCUCCUGGAGGCUGAUACACAGAGGCGUAGGCUACACCACCCGCAUCUCUCAGAGCGUGAUGACCGUGGAGGACGUGGAGACUAUCGACAUCGGGAACUACAUAUGCACAGCCAAGAACUCUCACGGAGAGACAUCUGUGGCCACACUCGUCAACUCGUACGACUAACUCCACCGAGAAAACACCAAAACUCCAACAGACUCACCACAAUUUACACCACAGGCACCCCGCUGCAGAUCUGUAUCACUGAUACUUCUUUACAGGGAUUAGUGAGUGUGAGGCCAUGGAAUAAACUGCUUUUUCACAGCAAACGAGGAACAAAAAGAAGCUUUCACCCUGUUCUUUAAUGCUCAGGACCCCACAGGAGAGAAAACCACCACAGAGCAGGUACUGUGUUAUUUGGCUGGUGGGUCAUUAUACUCAGCAAUGCAGUGACGACUCCACUGGCAUGAUGGUGGUGUAUGAGGUGUUAGAGUGUGUUGUAUUGGAAUGAGAGGAUCAGACACAGCAGUGCUGCUGGAGUUUUUAAACACAUCAGUGUCACUGCUAGACUGAGAAUAGUCCAUCAACCAGAAAUAUCAGUGAUGAAGUACUGGAAGAAACAAAAACACAAACAAGCUGCAACAGAAAUGGUGUUUAAAAACUCCAGCAGCACUGCUGUAUUAGAUUCAAUUGUACACACAGUACAGCAUGCAUUAACCAUCAUUAUACCACUGUCACUGCAGUGAUGAGAAUAAUGACCCGCCACCCAAAUAAUACAGUAUCUGCUCUGUGGUGGUUUAUUCUGUGGGGUCCUGAACAUUGAAGAACAGGGUGCAAGGAGGAUAUAAUAUGCAAUAUACACCUCUGGUCUAGAGACCACUUCAUUUUCUAAAUCAGUUUGUCUGAUUUUGCUAUUUAUAGGUUUAUGUUUGAUUGAAAUGAACAUUGUUGUUUUAUUCUAUAAACUACAGACAACAUUUCUCCCAAAUUCCAAAUAAAAAUAUUCUCAUUUAGAGCAUUUAUUUGAGUAAAAAGAGAAAUGGCUGAAAUAAGAAAAAAAGAUGCAGAGCUUUCAGACCUCAAAUAAUGCAAAGAAAACAAGUUCAUAUUCAUAAAGCUUUAAGAGUUCAGAAAUCAAUAUUUGGUGGGAUAACCCUGGUUUUAAAUCACAGUUUUCAUGCAUCUUAACAUGUUCUCCUCCACCAGUCUUACACACUGCUUUUGGAUAAUUUUAUGCCUUUACUCCUGGUGCAAAAAUUCAAGCAGUUCAGUUUGGUUUGAUUGCUUGUGAUCAUCCAUCUUAUUCUUGAUUAUAUUCCAGAGGUUUUUAAUUUGGUAAAAUCAAAGAAACACAUAAUUUUUAAGUGCUCUCUUAUUAUUUUUUUCCAGAGCUGCAAGUAUGCAGAGAGACUGUAGAUGCAGAACUACAGAAUGUAAUUAAAAAAACAACAGUACUUAUAUAUGGUCCAAAUGAAGUUAACUGUGAGUGUACAAGCAUAGAAGUGGUCAAGAUUCUGGUAUGCCUGUAUAUAUACAAUAAUAAUACAUGAUAAGAUAUUUUUUUUUGAUUUUGUACAGAGAGAUAACCAUCAUUCUUACUUUUUAAAUGUUCUGUUGGUAAACAACUGAGGACUCAAAGAUUAUGUUCACAUUACAAGCGACAUUGCUCAAAUCAGAAUUGUUUUGCUCUGAUUGAAUUUGUCCAUCCUGACGGUUCACAUUCACAAAUGUAAAUGAUCUGUAUGUGUGUAAUGUGAACAAAUCUGUCCCUGAAAUGCCUCACAUCCGCACAUUGAUACGUGUAUAAACACCGCCUUCUUCACAAACAAUAAAAAAUGCCAUAUUUUA